UUUCCUUCGGGACACGGGAAUUAUAUUAAAAAAUAAAAUGAAAAAAAUAUCUAAUUAUUACUUAAAUUGUAAUCAAUUCAUAUAUUGAAGUAGUUCUACCACAACUUAUUGUUUCUUUGUUUUUAUCGAUAUAAUCUAAGAAACUGAAAGAUAAGUAAAAGACAAUAUGAUUAAUCAAAGAUCAACGUUUAGUUACUGUUUCACUUUAUAUCAUAAACAUUUCUUUUGCCGAUAUCAACAUUUACUUUUCGUGCACUAGGGUCCCGGUUGAGGGUGAAGAUAACUAAUGAACAUACAUCCAAACUCACACCCACACUCUCGAGAUAUAAUAUAUCGAUAAAUAUUACGUUAAAAGACGAGAUAGAAGUAGAUGUGUUUAGCUCACUUCGAACAGAUAUUUAUCGUUUAGAAUGGUUCACGCAAAUUGAUAUUUUAUUUACUUCCACGUUCUGUACAUCUAUAUAUCGAAAGAAAUAUUAUCGUCGACGACGUGCAACACGUGCAUUUGUUUUUGUCACUACUACGAAUUAACAUUGAUCUUCUUACUAGUUAAAUUGAGUUUAAAAUGAAACGAAAAAAUAGCAUUAAGGAUUAUAAUAAUAAUAACAAAAGACAAAGACGAAACAGUAAAAAUCAUCUUUUAUUUUUUUGUAAUUCUAUUUUAUUUUUGUAGAAACAACAAUUGACACAAAUUCGUCAGUCCACAAAACGAUUUCUUUGUUUUUAUUGAAUAUUUAUCUUUUCUUUUUUUAGUUUAUCGAAAGAAUCAAUUACUACUUUCGAAGAUCUUUCAAAUGAACUUCUUUAUGAAAUAUUUGAUUAUCUCAUUGAUUAUCAUGCAUUUCAAGCCUUUUGCUAUCUCAAUAAUCGAUUUCAAAAUCUUUUUCUUCAUUCAAAUUUUCCCAUUAAAAUUAAUAUUCGUGAGAUAUCAAAAUCAGAAUUCGAAUAUUAUUUAAAACAUAUUAUUAAACCCUGUACUAAGCGAAUUAAAUUAUUUCGAGUAUCGAAUCCAUGUAUUGAUCCAUGUUUGUUAUUAUUUCCGUUAAUGAAACAUUUAACCCAACUUACAACCCUUAUUUUAAAUAAGAUUGAAGCUAAUUAUAUAGAACCAAUUGUAAAUCAUUUAUCUUCUUUACCUGUUUUAUCUUCAUUGACUAUGAUAUCAAUUAAUAAGCUUAUCAAGAAAAAUAAUAUUUAUUAUAAACUAUUCCGUUUAUCCAAAUUAAAAUAUUGUCAAAUAUCAAUUGGAUUAUUACAAUGUCCAAAAUCAUUACUUGCUGCUACAAAUGAAUUUAGUGCUAUUGAAUAUCUUAUUAUUAAUAAUGGGAUUUCGAUUGAUCCACUUAUUAUUAUAUUAUCUUAUGUUCCACAACUACGUCGUUUAUCUAUUCAUUAUCUAACGGAAUCUAAAUAUAAUCGAAUAAAAAAAGAUUCAAUAAAUUUGAAUUAUUUAACAAAUGUUUCUAUUAGAUUACUUUGUGUUCCUUUUAAUCAGUUUGAAACUUUAAUGAUUAAUUAUUUUCGUCAAAUUCAA
Messenger RNA from Adineta steineri, 1534 nucleotides. The record is from the annotation of a GenBank genome assembly. NCBI's taxonomy places the organism in Eukaryota, Metazoa, Rotifera, Eurotatoria, Adinetida, Adinetidae.